This is a messenger RNA of Hymenoscyphus albidus, 2037 nucleotides long. Lineage: Eukaryota; Fungi; Ascomycota; Leotiomycetes; Helotiales; Helotiaceae. The record is from the annotation of a GenBank genome assembly.
AGCUUCCAAUACCUACAUAGGUACCACCGGUACCUACCAGGUAGAGCUCCCCAAUCACUCCACGGCAAUCAACACAACCCAACCUAACCAACAACCCAUAUCUCUACUUCUAGAUUCAAGAUCUGACUCCUCAUAUAUGCCACCAUAGUACACACAAAGACGGUUCUUUCAAAGAAUCGGUCGCCUCCAAAUCCCUCGACAGCAAUGUCAUCCUCCCAGACUCCCCUGCUCGCCAACGACGACUCAUCCUCAUUGCUCUCUUCCCACUCCUCGAAUGCCUCUCGAGAACGAAACAAGAAGCGAAAUGUCAGACGAUAUGUUGCCUUUGCUUCUGCCAUAUUGUCCUGUCUCUGCGCAGGCUCCAUAACUACAUACUCUCUGUAUGGCCAUCUAUUCCAGGAACGAUUGCGGUACACGCAACUCCAAGUGAACAUAGUCAUCAUCGCUGCGGAAUUGGCUUUAUAUCUCCCGGUUUCGUUAUUGGGCUAUCUAUGCGAUAGAAUUGGGCCGGCACCUCUUUCGUUGAUGGCCUCUACUCUGUUUGGGCUUGGAUAUCUGCUGGCAGCUUUCACGUACGAGAGUGGUGCGAAGGAUGUUAUGGGUUAUACGCAUGAGAGGGGCUGGCCGCUCUGGGUUAUGGUUGUUGCGUUUGUUAUCAUUGGAUUGGGGACGACCUGCAUGUACCUCAGUGCCGUUACGACAUGUGCUAAAAACUUUGGGAAAAGUAAAUAUAGAGGGAUCGCGCUGGCAUUGCCAAUUGCUGCUUUUGGAUUGAGUGGGAUGUGGCAGUCGCAAUUCGGAGCCCGAGUGUUAUUCGAAAAGACUUUGGAUGGGAGGAGAGGGGAUGUGGAUGUCUUCAAGUACUUCGUAUUUUUGGCGUGUACAUUGGUGGCCGUGGGCCUGGUGGGAUCGGUUUUCUUACAGGUUGUAGAUGAGGAUGAAUUAAUUGAUGAGGCCGUCGAAGAGUUGGAGCGGAGUGGAUUAUUGGAAGAUAGUGAAUUCUUUAGGAGGGGUGCUAGCACUUAUGGGACAAUCAGUGAUAAUUCCGAUGAGGAGGUUGCGAAUGCGAGACGAAUACAAGAAGCAAAAGACCAGGAGGAUGAAGAGGCCCGAAAGAAGACUUGGCUAUUGAAUGAGGAAACUUCCCGGUUUUUGAAAGACAAAACUAUGUGGUUUCUCGCGGCUGGCUUCUUUUUCGUUUCUGGUAAGUUGCAAUUAUCUCGGUCACUGUUUUCAAUGCUGACACUUUCAAGGGCCCGGAGAAGCUUUCCUAACAAAUCUGGGUACUAUCAUUGGUACCCUAUACCCUCCAUCAAACAACACGGAAAUUCCAACAACAGCGGCUACACAUGUUUCCAUCGUUGCUAUCACAUCAACUGUUGCCCGCAUCCUUUUCGGUACACUCACUGACGUUUUCGCCCCUGCAUCAACCGGCAAUCAGUCCAUAUCAAAUUCCAUAUCCUCACUUCCACCUCGAUCAUCCGGUUUUGCCAUCUCUCGCGUCGCUUUCCUAAUUCUCACUGCUCUUCUACUUUCCCUUGGCCAAGUAAUUCUAGCUUCCGGGUGGAUCCAAAACCACGGUGAACGAUUCUGGAUUGUAUCCACCCUCAUCGGAACCGGUUACGGUGCCAUUUUCUCGCUCACCCCACUCAUUAUCACUGUAAUUUGGGGUGUUGAGAAUUUUGGCACCAACUGGGGAAUUGUGGCUAUGGUACCAGCAUUUGGAGCUUCGGUAUGGGGUAUUGUUUACUCCAAUGUCUAUCAAUGGGCAGCCAAACAGCAAGCUUUGAGAGCUGAUGGAGAGGAAGAAACAUUAUGCUAUGGAAAGUCCUGUUAUUCGGGAAGUUUCUGGGCGAUGGCGGUUAGUGUUUGGAUUGGAUGUGCGCUCUGGGUGUGGGCGUGGAAGGGGAGAGGUGGCUGGAGUCAGAGGGGUGUUGCUGUUUAGAUGUACCGGCCAGGUUCUUUUGUGUCGUUCAUUAUUGGCGUUUUUGGGAGUGAGAAUGAGGCUUAAACUGGGUGUAUAUAAGUUGAGUCUUC